CUUUCCCCUCUCUCUUUUCUAAGCUUCAAAUAUUUCAGCCAAACUUUAAUUUCUUGCAAUUUCAACCCCCCUCCCCUGUUUUCUUCCUUGUAAAAAACAGAGCACUCUGUUUCCUUGUGAUGGUGAGUUUCAUUGAAGAAAGACAAAAGAUGGCGAACCAGAAUGCGGUGGUUCCUGCUGAAACAAUCAACAUGAUAACUGUGGCGGCGGCAGUAUCGCCUGCACAGAAGCCGCCUGUGGUGCCCGGCAGCGGCGGAUUUUUUCCUUUCCAGAAGAAAAAACUGUUGAAAAACCUCGAAAUCAAUGGCGGUGCCAGGCUUAAUUCUUGGGUUGACUCAAUGAGAGCGUCUUCACCAACCCAUCCUUCCCUUACUCAUGACCAAACUGCUUGGAUUCUUCAUCAUCCUUCUGCUCUGGAGAUGUUUGAGCAGAUAAUCGAUGCCUCAAAAGGGAAACAAAUAGUGAUGUUUUUAGACUAUGAUGGCACUCUUUCACCCAUAGUUGAAGACCCAGAUCGAGCUUUCAUGUCCAAGAAGAUGAGAAAGACGGUGAGAAAUCUCGCCAGAUGUUUUCCCACUGCCAUCGUCAGUGGCAGGUGCCGAGACAAGGUUUAUAACUUUGUCAAAUUGGCUGAGCUUUACUACGCUGGCAGCCAUGGCAUGGACAUUAAAGGUCCAGAGAAAAGCUCUAAUUACAAGAAGAACAGUGAAGCUGUUCUUUUUCAACCUGCAAGUGAAUUUCUCCCCAUGAUCGAUGAGGUCUAUAAACUCCUAGUCCAGAAGACAAAAUCCACAGAAGGAGCAAAAGUUGAACACAACAAAUUCUGUGUGUCUGUUCAUUUUCGUUGUGUUGAUGAAAAGAAAUGGAAUGAAUUGGCCCAGCAAGUGAGGUCAGUGUUGAAGGAGUAUCCCAAAUUGAGACUGAGCCAAGGGAGGAAGGUAUUAGAAAUUCGUCCUACGAUAAAAUGGGACAAAGGGAAAGCUCUUGAAUUUCUACUAGAAUCACUGGGAUUCGCUAAUUGCACAGAUGUCUUCCCUGUUUAUAUUGGAGAUGAUCGAACAGAUGAAGAUGCAUUUAAGAUAUUAAGAGACAGAGGGCAAGGUUUUGGAAUUCUUGUGUCAAAAUUUCCAAAGGAUACAAGUGCUUCUUAUUCUUUACAGGAGCCCGACGAGGUUAUGGAUUUUUUGGGAAGGUUGGUAGAGUGGAAGCAACACCAUUGAAGGCAAACUUGAAGAAAUUAAUAUAAAGAAAAGGGUAGAUAUUUAUAAAUAAAUAUAUAAAUUAAUCGUAAUCUUACACCCUUUUGAAAAUGUUUAAAAAGGGUUAGGAUUAUCGAUGAAAUUAUGUAAUUUCCUGUUCAUAAUUUAAAGGAAAAAUGAACAAGGAAGAGGGAAUUAGUAAAUUAAUAAUUAUUAUUGAUUAAUUAUGUCUUUUUUUUUUUUUUUUUAAGGCUUGAAGGCCUUGUACUUCUUGUAACUAGUUAUGUAGAAGGAUAUAAAUUAUAAAUUAUUGUAAUUUUUCUAUCUCAUUA
Mangifera indica (mango) is the source of this 1531-nucleotide messenger RNA. Its product is annotated as probable trehalose-phosphate phosphatase J. The transcript is spliced from 12 exons. Gene Ontology annotation, molecular function: trehalose-phosphatase activity. The coding region runs from base 120 to 1220 and encodes 366 amino acids. NCBI's taxonomy places the organism in Eukaryota, Viridiplantae, Streptophyta, Magnoliopsida, Sapindales, Anacardiaceae. Gene Ontology annotation, biological process: trehalose biosynthetic process. The record is from RefSeq and is a predicted model, not a curated record.